GGCCCCGCUCCCCGCCGCCCUGCCCGGCCCCGCUCCCGGCCCCGCGCUCCCGCGGCAAGAGCCCUUCCGUUCCGCGUUUCCUCCGGAUUUCUGCGUGCUUCGCCCCGCCGUGCCCGGCAGCAUGGGGCUGCCGGCGCUGGAGUUCAGCGAGUGCUGCCUGGACAGCCCGCAGUUCCGGGAGCGGCUGCGCUCCCACGAGGCCGAGCUGGACAAGACCAACAAGUUCAUCAAGGAGCUCAUCAAGGACGGGAAGUCGCUCGUCGCCGCCCUCAAGAACCUGUCGGCUGCCAAGCGCAAGUUCGCGGAUUCCCUCAACGAGUUCAAAUUCCGCUGCAUCGGCGACGCCGAGACCGACGAUGAGAUCUGCAUAGCCAAGUCUCUGCAGGAGUUUGCCACGGUGCUGCGGAACCUGGAAGACGAGCGGAUGCGCAUGAUCGAGAACGCCAGCGAGGUGCUGAUCACGCCGCUGGAGAAGUUCCGCAAGGAGCAGAUUGGGGCUGCCAAGGAUGCCAGAAAGAAAUACGACAAGGAGACUGAGAAAUACUGUGGUGUCCUAGAAAAGCACUUGAACUUGUCUUCCAAGAAGAAAGAAUCCCAGCUUCAGGAGGCAGACAGCCAGGUGGACCUGGUUCGGCAGCACUUCUACGAGGUCUCCCUGGAAUAUGUCUUCAAGGUGCAGGAGGUCCAGGAGAGGAAGAUGUUUGAGUUUGUGGAACCUCUGCUGGCCUUUCUGCAGGGGCUGUUCACGUUCUACCACCAUGGCUACGAGCUUGCAAAGGACUUCAGUGACUUCAAGACAGAGCUGACAAUCAGCAUCCAGAAUACAAGGAACCGCUUUGAAGGGACGAGGUCAGAGGUUGAAGCUUUGAUGAAGAAGAUGAAGGAGAAUCCCCACGAGCACAAAAACAUCAGCCCUUACACGAUGGAGGGGUAUCUCUACGUGCAGGAGAAGCGUCACUUUGGCACUUCCUGGGUGAAGCAUUACUGCACCUACCAGAGGGAAUCGAAGCGCAUCACGAUGGUGCCCUUCGACCAGAAGUCAGGAGGGAAAGGGGGGGAGGAUGAAGCUGUGACCCUGAAAUCCUGUACCCGGCGGAAAACAGACACCAUUGAGAAGAGGUUCUGCUUUGAUGUGGAGGCUGUGGACCGGCCCGGCGUCAUCACCAUGCAGGCGCUCUCGGAGGAGGACCGGCGGCUCUGGAUGGAGGCCAUGGACGGCCGGGAGCCGGUGUACAACUCGAACAAGGACAGCCAGAGCGAAGGCACUGCCCAGCUGGACAGCAUCGGCUUCAGCAUCAUCAAGAAGUGCAUCCACGCCGUGGAAACGAGAGGGAUCAAUGAGCAGGGGCUGUACCGCAUCGUGGGGGUGAACUCCAGGGUUCAGAAGCUGCUCAGCAUAUUGAUGGGACCUUGUGCUGGCCGAGGCUGGGAGGCCCUGGGCCCCGUGGGCAGGUCUGAAGAUCCCAAGACAGCCACAGAGACAGAGACAGAGAUCUGUGCAGAGUGGGAGAUCAAGACCAUUACUAGUGCACUGAAAACAUACCUGAGAAUGCUCCCAGGGCCCCUGAUGAUGUACCAGUUUCAAAGGAGCUUCAUCAAAGCAGCGAAGCUGGAGAAUCAGGAGUCCAGGGUGUCGGAGAUCCACAGCCUCGUUCAUCGGCUCCCGGAGAAAAACAGGCAGAUGCUGCACUUGCUCAUGAACCAUUUGGCAAAGGUUGCAGAUAAUCACAAGCAGAACCUGAUGACUGUUGCUAAUCUGGGUGUGGUGUUUGGGCCGACGCUGCUUCGACCUCAGGAGGAAACGGUGGCUGCCAUCAUGGACAUCAAAUUCCAGAACAUUGUGAUUGAAAUUUUAAUAGAGAACCACGAGAAGAUAUUCAACACGGUGCCAGAGGCGCCGGCGCCGAACUCGCAGCUGCUGCUAUCGCGCAAGAAGAGCGCGGAGUCGAAGCCUCCCUCGUGCAGCGAGCGGCCGCUGACGCUCUUCCACACGGCCCAGCCCCACGAGAGGCAGGAGAACAGGAACAGCAUCAUCAACUCCAGCCUGGAAUCCGUCGUCUCUUCAAAUGUAAACAGCUUCCUCAACUCCAACAGUGCUCCCCAGCCCAGCCUCAACUCGAGUGAUCUUGAAGUAGAAGUAAUUAAGCCAAACAGGCCAAAUUCCCUCUCCCCCCUGCGCAAGGCCCGCGCUCUCUACGCCUGCAAAGCCGAGCACGACUCCGAGCUCUCCUUCACGGCCGGCACCGUCUUCGACAACGUUCACCCAUCCCAGGAGCCCGGCUGGCUGGAGGGGACCCUCAACGGCAAGACAGGACUGAUCCCCGAGAACUACGUGGAGUUCCUAUAACUGUGGGGUGCACAGAGCCACUGCUGAGCAUUCCAUGGUAUCCAUGGCGAGUCCUGCAGGCCCCUGUGCCACCGUGUGACCGGGUGGGGACACCCCUGUGCCCGCUGCUGGAUGUUUGUGUGCAUCAGACGUCGCCGCUCCUCCUGCUGGGCUGCAGGGAUGCUCCUGGGGACGUGCAGAGACUCCCCCAGCCCCACUGGGGGUGCUUCGAGCCCAGCGAUGGAAAACCAGCCAAGGGACAGCCGAGGGGCCGAGCUGCAGGCUGGGAAUGCCCGGGGGGUUCCCUGCAGGGGGACAUUCCCCGGCUGGCACGGAGCCCCCAGGGUCCCACCCAGGAGAGUGCUGUGCUCCCUGUGCUUCCUGCUGCCCCAGCACAGCUCUGGGGAGCACCCCGAGGUGUGGGGCAGGGGAAGGCUGGGGGCUGAGCCCCGUGGUGGCCCUGGCUCUGUCCCCUCCCCGUGGCACUGCACUCUGGCUCUUGCGGGCGAGGGCGAGCCCCGGGUGGGCUCUGCAGGCCCCGGGGCUGCCAGGGCUCAGCAGGCUCCUGCUCCGUGGAGAGAGGAUGUUCUGGACCAAACCCCUCAAACUGUGCUUUUUUAUUUCCAGGAUCUGGGUGUUGUGGGUGCCCUGGGUGUGUGCGAGGGGAGCAGGCCGUGCUGCCCUCCUGCUAGCCAGCCCCAGGCAAACCCCACUGCUGUUGCUGGGCUGUCUGUGCCUCCCUUCCCAAAUCCCUCUGUACAGACACAGCCGUGCUCCCACCAGGCCCUGCUGGAGCUGCCUCUGCCCCUCUCCAGCGUUGCUUUCCAGGCCUCCCCUUGCUUGCAGCUCGUCCGUGCCAAGUCUGUGCAGUGCUGGUUGUGCCAGGUGAAUUAUUUCCACCCUCGAGGGCCGUUUGCUGCUGCUGUGGCCAAGGUGGGGCUGUGGAGAGCCAGGAGGAGCCCCUGGGCUGCCCCAGCCCGGCUCCUGCCCCCAUGGACACGCCACAGGGCUGGCAGGGCAGGCAAACCCCUCAUGGUUCCAGGUGGUUCUGAAGGGGGAGGGUGGGGGCAGAGCCCUGUCUGGCUGCAGAGCCGGGAUUUUGAGAGCUGGAAUCGUAUUUUAUAACAAGGAAGUCUCAAGCCCCAGGCCGUGGCACUGGGGAUGGGCGUCGUGGCUUUUGUAACAGUUUUAAAGACUCUGAGUGACUGAAUUGCUCUAUGUGUCACUUUUUAUUUUUGAAAGGAUUAAUGUAUAAAUAGAGUAUCUUAAAAUAUUAUGAGGAAAA
Molecule: messenger RNA, 3611 nt
Organism: Passer montanus (Eurasian tree sparrow)
Lineage: Eukaryota; Metazoa; Chordata; Aves; Passeriformes; Passeridae
Gene: ARHGAP26
Product: Rho GTPase activating protein 26
Exons: 23
Coding region: 122-2347 (741 amino acids)
Biological process (GO): signal transduction
Cellular component (GO): cytoplasm
Molecular function (GO): GTPase activator activity; protein binding
Source: RefSeq, a predicted model, not a curated record